Rhea pennata is the source of this 2894-nucleotide messenger RNA. RefSeq names its product dynamin 3 (gene DNM3). NCBI's taxonomy places the organism in Eukaryota, Metazoa, Chordata, Aves, Rheiformes, Rheidae. Bases 1 to 2583 code for a protein of 860 amino acids. Gene Ontology annotation, biological process: receptor internalization; synaptic vesicle endocytosis. The record is from RefSeq and is a predicted model, not a curated record. Gene Ontology annotation, molecular function: GTP binding; microtubule binding; GTPase activity. The transcript is spliced from 21 exons. Gene Ontology annotation, cellular component: microtubule; plasma membrane; cytoplasm.
AUGGAGGGGCUCAUCCCGCUCGUCAACCGGCUGCAGGACGCCUUCGCGGCGCUGGGCCAGAGCUGCCUGCUCGACCUGCCUCAGAUCGCGGUGGUGGGCGGGCAGAGCGCGGGCAAGAGCUCGGUGCUGGAGAACUGCGUCUCCAGGGAUUUUCUUCCACGAGGAUCUGGAAUUGUAACAAGACGGCCAUUGGUUUUGCAACUUGUCACUGCUAAAACAGAGUAUGCUGAAUUUCUACACUGCAAAGGGAGGAAAUUUACUGAUUUUGAUGAAGUUCGCCAGGAAAUUGAAGUAGAAACAGAUAGAAUAACAGGAGUGAACAAAGGCAUUUCUUCAAUUCCUAUUAAUUUAAGAAUAUAUUCCCCACAUGUAUUAAGCCUGACUCUUAUUGACUUGCCGGGAAUCACUAAAGUGCCGGUAGGGGAUCAACCUCCAGAUAUUGAGCAACAAAUUAGAGACAUGAUAAUGCAGUUCAUCUCUCGAGAAAACUGCCUGAUACUGGCCGUAACUCCAGCUAACACUGAUCUGGCCAAUUCAGAUGCACUGAAGUUAGCUAAAGAAGUGGACCCUCAAGGCCUUAGGACCAUUGGUGUGAUCACAAAAUUGGAUCUGAUGGAUGAAGGAACAGAUGCAAGAGAAAUUCUAGAAAACAAACUACUUCCUCUUCGUAGAGGUUAUAUUGGUGUUGUAAAUAGAAGCCAGAAGGACAUUGAUGGGAAGAAGGAUAUCAAGGCAGCUCUCCUAGCAGAAAGGAAAUUCUUUCUUUCACAUCCAGCAUACAGGCACAUGGCAGAUCGGAUGGGAACACCGUAUCUCCAGAAAGUUCUAAACCAGCAACUUACCAACCAUAUUCGGGAUACCCUGCCAGGCUUCAGGAGCAAACUUCAGAGCCAACUGCUUUCUAUAGAGCAUGAAGUAGAGGUAUACAAAAACUUCAGACCAGAAGAUCCAACCAGAAAAACUAAAGCCUUGCUGCAGAUGGUCCAACAGUUUUCAGUGGACUUUGAAAAAAGAAUUGAAGGAUCAGGAGAUCAGGUUGACACAUUAGAACUUUCAGGAGGUGCGAAAAUCAAUCGGAUUUUCCAUGAACGUUUUCCUUUUGAACUAGUGAAGAUGGAAUUCAAUGAGAAAGAACUGCGGAGAGAAAUAAGUUAUGCAAUCAAGAACAUACAUGGUAUCAGAACAGGUUUGUUUACUCCAGACAUGGCAUUUGAGGCUAUUGUUAAAAAACAGAUAGUGAAGCUGAAAGGACCUUGCUUAAAAAGUGUGGAUCUGGUGAUGCAAGAGUUAAUCAACACUGUCAAGAAGUGCACUAAAAAGCUGGCAACGUAUCCAAGGCUGUGUGAAGAAACAGAAAGAAUUGUUGCUGGCUACAUUCGUGAAAGAGAAGAGAAGACCAAGGAUCAGGUACUGCUGUUGAUUGAUAUCCAGGUAUCUUACAUCAACACCAAUCAUGAAGACUUCAUUGGCUUUGCAAAUGCCCAACAAAGAAGCAGUCAGGUUAACAAAAGUGCAGUGGGAAAUCAGGGAACCAAUCUACCGCCUUCAAGGCAAAUUGUCAUCCGGAAAGGCUGGCUGACCAUCAACAACAUUGGAAUCAUGAAAGGAGGAUCCAAGGAAUACUGGUUUGUUCUGACUGCAGAAAGCUUGUCCUGGUAUAAAGAUGAUGAGGAAAAAGAGAAGAAGUAUAUGCUUCCUUUGGACAACUUGAAAGUGCGGGAUGUUGAAAAGAGCUUCAUGUCUAGCAAGCAUAUCUUUGCAUUAUUUAACACGGAACAGAGGAAUGUUUACAAGGAUUACCGUUUCCUUGAGCUAGCCUGUGACUCCCAAGAGGAGGUGGAUAGCUGGAAGGCAUCUCUGCUACGAGCCGGUGUCUAUCCUGAUAAAUCCUCAACUGAAAAUGAUGAAAAUGGCCAAGCAGACAAUUUUUCAAUGGACCCCCAGCUGGAGAGACAGGUGGAGACAAUUCGCAAUCUUGUGGACUCCUACAUGUCUAUUAUCAACAAGUGUAUCCGAGAUUUGAUACCAAAAACAAUCAUGCACCUUAUGAUCAAUAACGUAAAAGAAUUUAUCAACGCAGAGCUUCUCGCUCACUUAUAUUCUUCUGAGGACCAAAACACUCUAAUGGAGGAGUCAGCUGAACAGGCACAGAGGCGAGAUGAAAUGCUACGCAUGUACCAAGCACUUAGGGAAGCUCUAGCAAUCAUUGGUGAUAUUAGCACUAGCACGGUGUCAACCCCUGCACCUCCUCCUGUAGAUGAUUCUUGGCUUCAGCAAGCCCGCAGAUCUCCUCCUCCAAGUCCCUCAACUCAGAGGAGACCUACAUUAAAUAAUCCCCCAACCAGACCUUUAUCUGGCAGAGGACCUGCUCCUGCGAUCCCAUCUCCAGGCCCUCAGGCGGGGGCUCCCCCUGUCCCAUUCCGCCCAGGACCAUUGCCUCCAUUUCCAAGUGGUGGUGAAGCCCUUGGAGGACCUCCCCAGGUUCCCUCUCGGCCAACUCGAGCUCCUCCCAGCGUCCCCAGGCGAGCUGAUACGGAUGGCUCCUCCCGUCCAGACAGUCCUUCACUCUUGCUUGAUAUAUGAUUUGUUCCAUCUUGCCGGCCGUUUGUUUCACUUCUUGUUUCUUUACUUUUCCAGAAUGGUGUAAACAAUGUCUUCUUUUUGUAAGAAGCUAAUGCUUGAUUUCUUUCUGAAUUUUGCUCUGUAUGUUAAUGCUCUGUUUCAUAUGAGCCAAAAUAUCUGCCACUGGCUUCGUAGUCUUUAAAUGGUUCCUGCUGUUGGCCUUUGAGCAUAGUAAGUUGAUUCCUGAAACUAUGGUCAUUACUGAGCAUUGCAUACACCUGCUGUAAAAAUGUUAUGCUGCAUUUCUGAACCUGAAAUAAACUGUAACUCUU